This is a messenger RNA of Penicillium mononematosum, 210 nucleotides long. RefSeq lists its product as uncharacterized. The transcript has 2 exons. The record is from RefSeq and is a predicted model, not a curated record. NCBI's taxonomy places the organism in Eukaryota, Fungi, Ascomycota, Eurotiomycetes, Eurotiales, Aspergillaceae. Bases 1 to 210 code for a protein of 69 amino acids.
AUGGUCCCUUGUACCUUAUCGAAUGUUCUCUUUUCUUUUAGAUAUCAGCUUUCUUCUUCCCUUUCUUAUUUUCCCAUACUUCUUGGCCCUGUCUCCAACUUCCAAAGACUCGUGACGCGUGUCAUUAUCAGAGAAGAUCCUCGUGAGGUGUCUGUGUAUAUUGCAGACUACAUUAUCAGUAAGCUGAAACACACAUCCUCGAUGCGCUGA